Drosophila persimilis is the source of this 1486-nucleotide messenger RNA. RefSeq names its product zinc finger protein 141. Gene Ontology annotation, cellular component: nucleus. The transcript is spliced from 4 exons. Gene Ontology annotation, biological process: regulation of transcription by RNA polymerase II. Lineage: Eukaryota; Metazoa; Arthropoda; Insecta; Diptera; Drosophilidae. Gene Ontology annotation, molecular function: RNA polymerase II cis-regulatory region sequence-specific DNA binding; zinc ion binding; DNA-binding transcription factor activity. The record is from RefSeq and is a predicted model, not a curated record. Bases 3 to 1181 code for a protein of 392 amino acids.
AUAUGACUCUACAAUUAAGUGAAUUUCUGUGUCGGGUGUGCCUUCAACAACAAGAGCUCCUAGUGGACAUUUACGAGAAUGUGGAAGAGCUUCAAAUGGACUUGAGCUCAUUGCUGGAGAGUUGUGGUAACAUCAAAGUGGAACGUCUCGAUGAAUAUCCCAAAUAUUUGUGCCAGGAGUGCACCAAGGAGCUGCUCAUCACGGCCAAGUUUCGCAAAAAGUGCGCCGAGACGCAGAUACGACUACAAGAAGACGCUGCACGAAAUGCUCUGAGGCUCGAGGAGAAAGAAUGUCUGUCAAAUAAGGAAUAUCAGGGGGAGCAGGAGGUGUUUCGGCCGGAGGAGGACUACCUGACAGAGGGAAUCAUUGUAUGUGAUCCCAUCGACUAUGCAGAACAGGUGCCAACUGAGGAGCAGGAGGAGACGACAGCAGAGGAUGCUGGUCAGGAGUCGCUUAUCUCUGCCAGCUACAACUGCGACAAUUGCGGUGCGGUCUUCCAGCAGGCGCACACCCUACGCAAGCAUCUAAAAAACUUCCAUGCUCUUACAACCAUCUAUGACUGUAAAAACUGUGGUCAGUUCUACACGGAUAACGCUGAAUUUAAAAGCCACAGCUGCUGCACCGAUCGCUCCACAGAAUUGGUGGUCCAAAGCGGACGGCAUAGAUGCAUUUACUGCGGCAAGUGUCUGCAGUCGGCCACCAGUCUGGCUGAGCAUCUGCGGUUGCACACCGGGGAGCGACCUUAUUGUUGCGAUGAUUGCCCACAGACCUUUACGACAAACGGAGCACUGGUUACGCACCAGAAGCGACACUUUAAAGUGAUUCAGCACCACUGCAACUAUUGCGGCCAGGGAUUCGUGGAGUCCAGCAAUCUGAAGCGCCAUAUUACCGCCAAGCACACAAAGGAAAAGCCGCACACCUGCACCGUCUGCCAGCGCAAGUUCUCCAGGGUCUAUCUGCUGGAGCUGCACACUCGCACCCAUACGGGCGAACGACCCUACAAGUGCAAUCAUUGCCAGCGAACGUUUAGCCAGCUGGGCGUGCUGCGCAGCCACGAGAGAAUACACUCGAAUGAGCGCCUGCAUCGCUGCCAGCUUUGCCCGAAAACCUUCGGGCGAGCGGCUCAGCUUAGAAAUCACAUGAUGCGCCACGAAGAAGAGACUGAAACUGGUCCAGUUUAGUGCAGGAUCUCAGUGAUUGGUUUUCCUUUUUCAAUAUUUUAAAAUCGUUUGGAUUAAUAAUCCAAGAUAACCUGGAGGCCUUACGUUUGCCCGGAAUAGUUAGUAUCUAUGACAGCCAGGCUGGCUUUCGCCUCAAGGCAGAGCAAUCGUUGAAGAUCUUCGAGGAAUACCAGACAAUCGGUGGCAUCAUUUGCUUAUUUGUAUUCCUGGAGCACAACUGGACACACACUCCUCUUCCAGCUGCACCGGUGUCCUUGUGCCAUGGGCACCCCUCAGUUUUACUUAAUUAAAAAUAACUUACGGCA